Molecule: messenger RNA, 1171 nt
Organism: Acanthopagrus latus (yellowfin seabream)
Lineage: Eukaryota; Metazoa; Chordata; Actinopteri; Spariformes; Sparidae
Gene: gstt1b
Product: glutathione S-transferase theta 1b
Exons: 5
Coding region: 118-843 (241 amino acids)
Biological process (GO): glutathione metabolic process
Cellular component (GO): cytoplasm
Molecular function (GO): glutathione transferase activity
Source: RefSeq, a predicted model, not a curated record
UCUCAGUCGGAUAAAGGGAUCUUCGGUGCUUUAAGCGUCAAGUAGCCUGGAAGAAGAACCAGUUCAAUCAGAAAGACGACUAACGAGAAGAUCCCUGCUCUCUGUUCAGAACCAAUAAUGUCGCUGGAGCUGUACUUGGACCUUUUCUCUCAGCCCUGCCGCUCAGUUUAUAUCUUCGCCAAGAAAAACAACAUUCCUUUUGAAUUCAAAAACAUUUCCCUGUUAACUGGUGAACAUUAUGAGGAAGAGUUUGGGAAGAUCAGCAUGAUAAGAAAAGUUCCUGCUAUGCGAGAUGGAGACUUCUGCCUGACUGAAAGCAUCGCCAUCAUGCUGUAUAUGGUGCAGAAGUUUAAGACUCCAGACUUCUGGUACCCAGCUGACCUUCAGCACCGUGCUCGUGUUGACGAGUAUCUGUCAUGGCAACACAUGGCUAUCCGUAUGCAUGGAUCCAAGAUGUUCUGGCUCAGGCUUUUGAUUCCUAAAGUCAUGGGUGUGGAAGUCCCUCAGGAGAAGCUGGAUGCAGCCUUAGAGGAUCUGAAUGGCUCACUGAAACUCAUAGAAGAAAAGUUCCUUCAGGACAGGCCCUUCAUUGCAGGAGACCACAUGUCACUGGCUGACCUGGUCGCCAUUGUGGAGAUCAUACAGCCUGUCGGCGCUGGCCUGGAUGUGUUUGAGGGGAGACCCAAGCUGAGCGCCUGGCGGGACAGAGUUGAGGCCGCCAUUGGUAAAGAGCUGUUUGAUGAUGCCCACCAUGCUAUCCUGGGGGCCCAGGAGAGUGUGAAGAUGAUGGACCCUAGCAAGAUGCAGUUGUUCAAGCCCAAGAUCCUCAAGUUAUUCAUGUGAAGAGGAGUUUCCCUCUCAUUCCUGGCUAUACAGAGAAUCCACAUUGCCAGUGUCAGCACAUGUAGACUGGGCAAUACAUAGCAUGCAUUCCAAGCCUCCUGUAUGUAAAAUCUCCACUGUUUAUGAGUAAAUUAAUAGUAUGAUAACAUGUGUUUAGUCCCGCCCUCAUUAUGUAACAGAGGGAUGUGAAACGUGAGAGCUGUAGCUUGUGUCUGCCAACAAAUAUCCCAUCAUUUCCUAGAUUCUUCACAGCAGACAUUGUAAGCUGUGCUCCAUAUUAGGGGACACGUUGAAUUUCAAGCUCAGUAAAUUGAGUUUUUGCACCAAA